AUGUCUCCAGAGAUAUCUGAUAUUGAAAAGACAUCAAUAUUGGAUAAACAAGAUUAUGUGCCUGAAGUAUCAAGAAAGAAAUUACUAGUACUAGUUCUUCUUUGGAUAAGUAAUAAGAAAAAUUGUAUUCAAAAGCUUGCUAAUAAUAUAAUUAAAUGA
Dentiscutata heterogama is the source of this 159-nucleotide messenger RNA. NCBI's taxonomy places the organism in Eukaryota, Fungi, Glomeromycota, Glomeromycetes, Diversisporales, Gigasporaceae. The record is from the annotation of a GenBank genome assembly.